AAUCCUAUUACCUUCCUAGGCUAGGAUCCUUCAUUUAUAUACCCAGUUCUGCAUGCGUCUCCACUACAUGGGUUGAUGCUAUCCUGGGGCCGAAUCCACCGCAGGAUCACCAUCCUAGCCUCUGUUGAAGAAACAAGAGGGAACCCACUCCGUGCGGCUGCCAGGUAGAGAUACACCGUUGGAGUGAAUAGAAAUGUCUAGAUUGUGCGCCGCAUGAGUAGACCCUAUCUGUCGAGUCGCCAUGAGGUAUAGCGUCAUACCGUUGUAUACAAGAACAUGCCGAUCAAGGUUCACUUGGGGCCGUUCCUUGGAGUCGGCAUCGUUCCUGCUCAGAACUUUCACGGGUUAAGUGCGCGCGAAGUGGAUCCUCUUUGCCCUGGAAGGAAUGGGCCCUGCUGGCCUGUGCCAUAUACUCUGUUGACAUUGGAUCUAGGUACACGCCAAAACAGCCCGUUUGUUUCUGUGAUGCUCGUUCGUCGAUUCCGCCUGAAUCGAGGCCCCAGAGAAGACGGAGCUAUAUUUAGCAGAUGGGACUGAGAGUCCCACUAUGAAUGACAUCGGUAUCGGUGGAUCCAGGUCAUGGCCGACUACUAGUCGGGAGGAAUAGGAC
Molecule: messenger RNA, 610 nt
Organism: Aspergillus campestris IBT 28561
Lineage: Eukaryota; Fungi; Ascomycota; Eurotiomycetes; Eurotiales; Aspergillaceae
Exons: 1
Coding region: 277-537 (86 amino acids)
Source: RefSeq, a predicted model, not a curated record